Messenger RNA from Rhagoletis zephyria (snowberry fruit fly), 1368 nucleotides. RefSeq lists its product as uncharacterized. The record is from RefSeq and is a predicted model, not a curated record. NCBI's taxonomy places the organism in Eukaryota, Metazoa, Arthropoda, Insecta, Diptera, Tephritidae.
UGCACCAAUACCAAUCAAUCCAAUACCACAACAACAACCAGCACAACACAAUCGUCAACUGGUAGUGAAGGCAGCAUUGAAGAGUUCAAUGAGGAAGAACUCGCAGAUGUGCAAGAAGUUGAAGAAGAAUAUGACGAAGAACAACACAGCAAGCGUGAGAAGGAAGAAGAGCUACGAGUUGCACACAAAGAAAACGGCCAAGACCAAACUGAAGACGCCACUUGUGGCGCAGAAGUAAAUGCUUAUAACAAUGAAUUCAAUUUGAAUGAUGAUUUGCAGCCAAUAUCGCCAGCCGAUAGCGGCAACGGCAACGGCAACGGCUACAAUAACUACAACAGCAGCAAUGAAGCCUUGGAAGCAGCUAACACAAACGACGAUGAUUGUAACUGCGAUUCCCUUACGGCAAAUUAUAAUCUGGAUAAUUGCAAUGUCAACAACAAUGCCAAUAACAGCAAUAGCAGCAAUGCAAAUGCCAUUGCGAAUAUUUUGAAUGUAGAUACCGACACGAAUAACACAUUGCCCACGAACAACCCCCGCACAACCAGCAACAACACGUCCCCAUCCAAUUGUAGUGCCCUGAAUGUCAAUUCGACGCUUAAUCGCAAUCGGUUCAAUAAUUCGCAUUCACAUCUAAAUUCUAAUCAAAAUCAAAAUCUCAAUUCCAAUUCGAAUCCAAAUUUCUUAGCACAAAGCCGGAAUCAAAAUUUAAUGCAAAAUUCGAAUAUAAAUGCGAAUGUGAAUGUGAGCGCACUUCAAAAUCAAAUGCAUCCAAACAUUUCUUCGAGUCUAGAGAUAAUUCUUUCACCAAUUAUACAGAGUAGUCGACGAGCACAAUAGUCGGUGAAAUGAGUACGGAAUUAUGAGAAUUAGCCAAAUUCAAUAGGCGUCAAUAGCCGAAGGUGGAACAGCAAGUGCCAACAUCACCAGUUUUGGAGCAACAACAGCAACAAACUAAAAGAGCAGAUUAUUCACAACAACUACAAUGGCAACAAUAUCAACUAGAAUUACAACAGAUGCAUGAGCACCGACCACAGGCACCACCGCCGAGCGCAUUUUGCAAACAUUGGCUGCAGCAACAACAACAAAUACAACGCGAACAGCAAAAUUCAAAUUCACAUCAACUUAAGUAAGGAGCAUAUAUAGCAGGAGCAAGUGCAGCAGGAGCAGUGGCAGGCAGCUGCAACAAAUGCAACAAUGAACACAGCAGCUACACUACACAGUUUUAGCUUAAAUAUUUAUUAAGUGGUACGGCGACAAGCAUGUAGCAAAAAGACGAAAACCAUGAACAUGUAGCAAGCAGCAAGCGACAAGUGGCAAGCGUAGCAGCACCUGCAGCAAGCAAAAAGUGAAAAUUUACCAAAAAAAAAA